Molecule: messenger RNA, 1379 nt
Organism: Neogale vison (American mink)
Lineage: Eukaryota; Metazoa; Chordata; Mammalia; Carnivora; Mustelidae
Gene: AVEN
Product: apoptosis and caspase activation inhibitor
Exons: 7
Coding region: 16-984 (322 amino acids)
Biological process (GO): negative regulation of G2/M transition of mitotic cell cycle
Source: RefSeq, a predicted model, not a curated record
AGAAAGACUCGACAGAUGGUUGGUCUAGCGGGGUCCUUCCUUGUCACGGUCUGUGUCCGUGGGCUGUCCCUCAUGAGGCAUAGGUACCAUGCAGGACUUGUGGCUGUUGACUUGCUCCUUCCUGCCCAUGCUUGGGGCUUUGCGGAGAGCGCUUACUACCAGGUUGAAGAUGACAGUGAUGCAGAGACCUAUGGAGAAGAGAAUGAGGAACAGGGAAAUUAUUCUAAAAGAAAGAUAGUCUCUAACUGGGAUCGAUAUCAAGAUAUUGAAAAAGAAGUCAAUAAUGAAAGCGGAGAAUCACAGAGGGGGACGGACUUCAGCGUUCUUCUCAGCUCGGCAGGGGACUCCUUCUCACAGUUCCGGUUUGUUGAGGAGAAAGAGUGGGAUGGUGAAGCUUCAUGUCCAAAACAGAAUUCAGCAUUUUAUGUGGACUGUGAGUCACUGGUUCGAGCCCUUCAAGAGCUGCCUCUCUCACUCCGACUCAAUGUUGCUGCCGAAUUGGUCCAGACCACCCUUCCUUUAGAACUUCCUCAGGUGAAACCAAAGAGAAAUGAUGAAGGCAAGGGACUGGGGAUGCAGUUAAAAGGGCCCUUGGGGCCCGGAGGAAAAGGCUCCACCUCCGAGCUGAAAUCUGCCGCUGCUGGCUGCCCCAUGUACCUGGGUAAAGAUGGCCCCAGCCCGGCUCCCUCCAGGGGAUCUCAGAAACCCACCGCCCCUCUGCAGGCGGCAGCAGACCACUUGGAGGAAGAAUUAGAUCUGCUGCUUAGUUUAGAUGCACCUGUAAGAGAGGGAGAGAACACUGCACCAGUCCAGACCGUGCAGGCCCAAGAAUCUGAGAAAGAUGGGGAGGUGGCCCAAGAAGAACAAGGUCCUGCCAAGCUAUCUGUGUUGGGAGAAAAGAACGUGCAGUCUGAGCAACCAAAUACAUCGAAAACUGUUACUGAGGAGGAGCUUGAAGACUGGUUGGACAGCAUGAUUUCCUAACCUAAAAGGGAAAGAAAAAAGAAAAAAAAAAAAGAAAAAGAAAAUGAAAAAAAAAAAAGUGCCUGACGCAAAUUUUGGUUGCCUUGUCAGUAAGGGUGGGCCCCUGGCUGUCCUUUCAGAACAGCUGCUUGCCGAGCACGCCCGAGCCAGUGUGUUCCAUCACGCUUGCCGCAGGGAACACCUACCUCUAUGUUCCACGGCACCCGGGACUACCCAUCUCUGAGGCUCGCUGCAUCAGCUCUCUGGCUUAGCAAUCUCCAGAGUACUUGAGGGCAGGGGAUGUUACAGCUCUUGUUUCCAGCCUCCUUCCUUUCAGUGUUUACAGCAGAGCAGGUGCUGCUGAUAGAUAGCAACAAGGCAUUCAUUUGGCCAAAAUAAACGAACGCUGCUCUAUG